AGAGGGGAAUGUGAAACCCUGCAACUCGUAUUUCUUCAAUUCUUCUAGGAGUCAGAAGAAAUUAAGUCAAAUGAAUUGGAUGCAAAACUCCGAGUAACUAAAGGAGAACUAGAGAAACAAAUUCAGGAGAAGUCUGAUCACCUGGAGGUGCAUCAUGCCAAAAUAAAAGAACUGGAAGACUUGAAGAGAACAUUUAAAGAAGGCAUGGAUGAGCUUCGAACACUGAGAACAAAGGUAAAGUGUCUGGAAGAUGAGCGUUUAAGAACAGAAGAUGAAUUAUCUAAGUAUAAAGAAAUCAUUAAUAGACAGAAAAGUGAAAUUCAGAAUUUGCUGGACAGAGUGAAAACUGUGGAUCGGCUGCAGGAUCAGCAUCAGAGAGAUGAACAAGAAAUCAGUGCUUUAAAGGAGGAAAUAGAUGGUUUCAAUUCUCUGAUUGCUGAUCUUCAGAAGGACAUUGAAGGUAGUCGGAAAAGAGAAUCCGAGCUAUUGAUAUUCACUGAAAAAUUAACCAGUAAGAAUGCACAGCUUCAGUCUGAAAACAAUUCCUUACAGAGCCAAGUGGAUAAGCUUUCUUACAGCGAAAGAGAGCUGCAGAAUCAGCUGGAAUGUGUUCAACAGGCUAAAGAUGAUCUGGCCACCAGGCUACAGAAGGAGGAGGAUCAGCGGAAGCUGGAGGUUGAGACAUUGCAGGCUCAGCUGGCUUUAGAGCAGGAAGAAUUAGCAGCACUGAGGACCCAUGUGGAUGAGCUGAAAGAUGAAUUGGCUACCCAGAAGCGCAAGCAUGCAGCAAACCUGAAAGAUCUUGCAAAACAACUUCAGCUAGCACGGAGGAAAUUGGAUCAGAUGGAAAAUGGUAAUUAUGACAAAGAAGUCAGCAGCAUGGGGAGCCGUUCCAGUUCAUCAGGGUCCCUGAAUGCACGCAGCAGCAAUGAGGAUCGGUCACCUGAGAAUACUGGUUCUGCAGUAGCUGUGGAUAGCUUCCCAGAGGUGGACAAGGCUGUCUUGGUUGAAAGGAUACUAAGGCUACAGAAGGCACAUGCUCGAAAGAAUGAGAAGAUGGAGUUUAUGGAGGAUCACAUUAAACAAUUGGUGGAGGAAAUCAGGAAAAAAACAAAGAUUAUUCAGAGCUAUAUCUUGCGGGAAGAAGCUGGAACACUGUCAUCAGAGGCCUCUGACUUCAACAAAGUACACUUGAGUAGACGGGGUGGGAUUAUGGCAUCUCUGUAUACAUCGCAUCCUGCGGAUAGUGGUCUCACCUUGGAACUCUCCUUAGAGAUAAACAGGAAGCUACAAGCUGUGUUAGAAGAUACAUUACUGAAAAAUAUCACAUUGAAAGAAAACCUUCAAACUCUUGGAACAGAAAUAGAACGGCUUAUUAAACACAAGCAUGAACUGGAACAGAGAAUAAAGCAGACAUAACUAAAACUUCUAUGGAAUAACUAACCCGAAGAUGCAGAAAAGGCAGGUGCUACAGACCACUCUUUUUUACAUUUUCCCUGGAAUUUGAUGGCCUGCCAGCACAAGCAUCUGCUAUUUUGCAUAUACAACCUUUAACCCUCCAGGCUAACUCAUGUGAGACAUCUACAGCGUUUGGCGUCAACGUGGUUCUGUCUCCCCAGUGCCAGCCUGAGGUGUGGCUGACUUUUACUACACACUACAUUUAUCUGAACCUUUUCUUUGAAAUGACAUAC
This is a messenger RNA of Nestor notabilis (Kea), 1691 nucleotides long. It is a transcript of the gene CCDC186, whose product is annotated as coiled-coil domain containing 186. The transcript has 9 exons. The record is from RefSeq and is a predicted model, not a curated record. The annotation marks the transcript as partial. Gene Ontology annotation, biological process: vesicle cytoskeletal trafficking. Gene Ontology annotation, cellular component: trans-Golgi network. NCBI's taxonomy places the organism in Eukaryota, Metazoa, Chordata, Aves, Psittaciformes, Psittacidae. Gene Ontology annotation, molecular function: small GTPase binding.